UAGCAAUGUUCUCGCAAGGCAAUGGGACGUGUGUUGUUAAUCGUAAGGCCACAUUCUUGACAGAGAGAAGGCGGUUGUCUUUAGAAAGUGAUCAGAGGGUUGGGAAAGACAAGGCUAAGGGUUAUAAGCAACCAGGGAGAGACUUUGUUUGUCCCCCUGUUCUGGAUGCCCAGCUAACCCACCACUGGAGGGACAUGCAGGAUGGAUUCAAUGAUCCAGAGGAACUGAACAAGGUGCUAGAAUUUCAGAGUGAUGAACUGCUGUGGACUGCUCAGAAACAAGGUCUUUGGUCUUUGGAAUAUAAAAGAGAACUGACAAGCCCACUGUGUAUCGCUGCUGCACAAGGCUUUAGUGAAUGCCUGCAGUACUUGCUGGAGCAUGGUGCACAUCCCAACCUUAUUGCAGGAGGAAAAGCAGCACUUCAUGAAGCCUGUGCAAAUGCCAACACUGAAUGUGUGGAGCUGCUUCUGGAAUAUGGAGCUAACCCUAACCAAAUGACAGAAGAGGGGCUGACUCCAUUACAUCUUUGCAGGACACCACCAUCAAUACGUUGUGCAAAAGCCUUGGUGAGACAGGGUGCCAAGGUGAACUUGCCUAGUGAGGAUGAAGAUGAAACACCAUUGCAUGUGGCAGCUAGACAUGGUCUGCCCCACCACGCACAACUCUAUCUACGAUUUGGAGCCUGUGUGAACCAUGUCAGCUCAUCAGGUGAAACACCACUGGGGGUUCUUUGUGGAGUAGCCCCAGAAAAGACAGCCAACAGCCAAGAUGAACGAUACCUUCAGCUCUGUCGUCUCCUCCUAGCCAAAGGGGCAAACAUUAAUUUGGCUGAUAAAGAACGCCGCAGUCCUCUACACAAGGCAGCUCGCAACGUUCAGCACAAGCUGGUGGAGCUUCUCCUGGACCAUGGUGCUGACAUUAAUGCCAUUGACUAUAAUGGGUGUUCACCACUAUCUAGUGUGCUACAAAGUUGUGUGGUUCGACAAGAGUGGGAACCUCAUACAAUUGUUCAGACCCUGUUAAACCGCGGCUCAAUUAAAGUAUGGCCAAAAGCACUGCUGAAGGUAUUAACAGCCUGCGCAGGAGCACCUAAAACUGUGGAAAUCCUAUUUAACUCAUACACACUUGUUCCUGUAACUUACAGAUGGGUUAAAGCCAUACCUGAGGAUAUUUUUUAUCUUCACAGACCCUUUUAUGAGUCUCUUUUUGCAUUGGAGUAUAAACCCCGUAGUUUAGCGCAUCUGUGUCGGUCUGCACUGAGGAAAUACUUUGGGAAGAACUGCUGCUCACUCAUUCCAAGGCUCCCUGUGCCAAACGCACUACAGCAGUAUCUUCUUCUGGAACCCGAGGGCUACAUUGACUAGUCCUUUGAACUUUGAAAGCCUUUUUUAAUGUUAUGCAUAAAUCAUUCUGAAUUUGACAAGCUGACUGUCUUUCAUUUCACCUUAUAAAAUCAGCUUACUGUGAUGUCUUUAAGAGCUCAUAAUAUCACCUGUAAUCCAGUUUAUAUUUAAGUGUAAACUCAUAUUAGCAUUACAGAAUAGAUUUAAGAUGACACAUUUUAUUGUUUGAUUGACUGUGUUAGCUGCAUGGUAUGCUACCAUCAUUAUUUUUCAUAUACACAUUUGGAUCAUUUAAUGUUUAGCCUACUACGUCAUUAUUUUAUUAGAACAUGUCUUUCUUGUUUGUCCUCCAAUAAAAUAAUAUACUUCAUCA
Messenger RNA from Myxocyprinus asiaticus (Chinese sucker), 1716 nucleotides. Its product is annotated as ankyrin repeat and SOCS box protein 18-like. Lineage: Eukaryota; Metazoa; Chordata; Actinopteri; Cypriniformes; Catostomidae. The coding region runs from base 6 to 1364 and encodes 452 amino acids. Gene Ontology annotation, molecular function: protein binding. The transcript is spliced from 5 exons. Gene Ontology annotation, cellular component: cytoplasm; nucleus. Gene Ontology annotation, biological process: intracellular signal transduction. The record is from RefSeq and is a predicted model, not a curated record.